Molecule: messenger RNA, 606 nt
Organism: Caenorhabditis remanei
Lineage: Eukaryota; Metazoa; Nematoda; Chromadorea; Rhabditida; Rhabditidae
Exons: 5
Coding region: 1-606 (201 amino acids)
Source: RefSeq, a predicted model, not a curated record
AUGGGUGUAACUCAAUCAAAACGCCACCCUCGCUUCUUGUCGUGCACAUGGGAGGACUUUCUUGCUGAUAUGAAGGAGGUCAACAGGAAUUAUCGCAGUCUUCUUGUGGAGAAUGACGAGUACCUCGCGUUUGCUCUCCGAACAAUAGACUUUGAGCGUGGACAGUUCGAGAACUGGAAAGCUGAGAUCAAGAUUCUCUGCUGCAAGGUCAACCAAGUGACUAAGCAGGUUGUGCGAUACAAGGAGCUCUCAUUCCGGGAGUUCUUGUCAACGUAUGACUUACACAAGUUGAUGGUCACCACGAAGGAAAGUAGGAAGAGGAGUGUGGACCCCAUGUCGACUAGCCAGUUCAUCUUGACUCAAACAUCCGACGUCGAAGGUAACUGUGUCAUCUGCAUGGAGAAUAUCAACGAUCUCCUUCUUCCCUGCCUUCACGCAUUCUGCAUUCGAUGCAUCGCUGCCGAAAUGGAGUACCGCCACGACUUCUCCUGCCCAAUAUGCAAAACUAAGAUCAGGAACCCCAUCGAAUCGUCAUGGGAAGUUCCCGACGUUCCAAACCAAUCAGAAGUGAACGAAUACCUCAAAGAGGUGGCAAGAGAUAUGUAG